Messenger RNA from Sinocyclocheilus grahami, 1436 nucleotides. Its product is annotated as solute carrier organic anion transporter family member 1C1-like. The record is from RefSeq and is a predicted model, not a curated record. Gene Ontology annotation, cellular component: basolateral plasma membrane. Gene Ontology annotation, biological process: sodium-independent organic anion transport; bile acid and bile salt transport; transmembrane transport. The coding region runs from base 1 to 1320 and encodes 439 amino acids. Gene Ontology annotation, molecular function: protein binding; bile acid transmembrane transporter activity. The transcript has 9 exons. Lineage: Eukaryota; Metazoa; Chordata; Actinopteri; Cypriniformes; Cyprinidae.
AUGAAUUUUGCGAAUUAUUCCUUUCUGUCAUCUGCCAUCUUAGUACUUGCUGGUGUUCCUUUUUGGUUCCUACCCAGGUCUUUAACCAAACAAGGAGAGGAAGGGAAGGACAACUCUAAUGUGGAUCAGGACAACAAGGAGCAAACUGUCCUCCCAAACACACACUCAGUGAACCUGGCCGACAUUUCAAAAGGAUUCCUGUCUUCCCUGAAAAAACUCAUGUGUACUCCUACAUACUUCCUGUUGCUGUGUGGGAUUGUUUUGAAGUUCAACUCUUUCAUCGGCUUGCUCACCUUCAAAGCCAAAUACAUGGAGCAACAGUUUGGCCAGUCUGCAUCAAGAGCAAACUUCCUUAUUGGUGUCCUGAUCCUGCCUGUGGUUGCUGUGGGAAUAUUCUUGGGUGGUUUGUUAAUGAAAAGAUACAAGUUAAGCGUCAUGGCAGGGGCUCAGCUCUCCUUCAUCACCUCCUUCACGGCCUUCCUUCUCCUCCUCCUCCAUUUCGGCACAAAGUGUGACAAUGUGCCUGUGGCAGGGCUCACUGUGUUCUACAAUGGGACCCCUGGAACAUCACAGGAUGAGCGCUCACUCAUGUCUCAGUGUAACCAGGACUGUUCCUGCUCUACAUCUGAAUGGGAUCCCGUGUGCUCUGACAGUGGCAUUACAUAUGUGUCACCCUGUUUGGCAGGAUGCACCACCUCCACUGGACAAGGCAAAAACACGGUUUUUCACAACUGCAGCUGUGUGUUAACCCCCUCACCAGCAGAGGGCAGCAGAUCUGUGUCUCUGGGACAGUGUCCUCGUGGGCCAGGAUGUACCCGGAGUUUCACCUCUUACAUGGCGGUGUCUGUCCUCAGCUCCUUCAUCAACUCUCUGAGCACUACUCCUGGAUACAUGAUCAUUAAACAAUGCAUCACACCUGAGCUUAAGUCACUGGCUUUGGGUAUUCAAACUCUUGUGAUGCAAACACUAGGUGGUAUUCCUGCUCCUGUAUAUUUUGGAGCUCUCAUUGACUCAACGUGUUUAAAAUGGGGAAUAAAGAGCUGUGGGGUCAGAGGAGCCUGUCGUAUGUACGACUCAAAUAUGUACAGAGUGAUCUUCUUGAGCCUGACUACAUGUUUAAGUGGAUGUUCCUACUUCUUCAUCAUUGCUGUCAUUGUGCUUCUGCGGAAGCAGAUUAGAAAAGAAGUCAAAGCAUUUCAGCAAACAGCCAGGAAGCGAAAUGAAACCGAACUUCAGUCUCCAGAGAUGUGCCACCCUGAUGGACCCAAAACUGAUACCGAUCCCAGAGAAAAAACAGAAAGCACCAAUACUGAAUGUUAGCGAUGAGCUAUCAUCUUUUGUAGCUCUUUCAGGGAAUUUAGGAGAUAGUGCUGACACUGUAAAUUAAUGGCAGAAGAACUACUAAUAAAAUCAUUGACCAGGGCUGUGUUUCCCAA